AGUCACUGUCUCUUAGCCUACCUCACGGGGUUGUUGAGAGGACGAGCCGGAGAGUGAGAGGAAUUGGUAUAAAAAUGUAACCAAUAAAAGAAGCGUCUUUUAUGCUGUCGGGGGCGAAGAGGCUACCUCGCGCGCUUCCACGGGAGGCCGCUUCUCCUUUAAGAGGCUGGCGCUCGGCCGGCUCUGCCCAAGGCCGUCCCAAGUCCCCCCGGCCCAGGGCGUGUCUGUCCCCGGGGUGGCACCGGCCGCAGGGAGGGAGCGGAGCUGGCGGUGCUGGUCGUGCGCGGCGGCCGGCCAGGAGCGCGCGGAUCCAGCAAAGCGGAGAGGAAGCCCGGGCCCCCCAGGCCUACCCGGCGCCGGCUCCGGGAGGACCCCCUGGACGUCUCCAUCUUUGCGCCGCGCCUUGGCCGCGGAAGAUGCGCAUCCUCCUCCUUGGAGCUGCUGCUGGCGGCGGCGGCGGCGGCGGCGGCGCUCGUGUCCGGGGAGCGCGGUGAUUAGCCAGAUGGGGACCGGCCUGCCCGGCUGACGGAGCGGGGGGAAAGGAGGAGGAGGAAGAGGAAGAGGAGGAGGAGCGGGCGCUUUUGUUGCCGCUGCAGCCGCUGGAUCGUCGGCUGCGAGGAGAGGCUGCGCUGCCGGGCGGAGGGACCAGCUGGACGUUACCUCAAGCUAGACGCUGUCAUGGCCUGCCUCCAUGAGACCCGCACACCUUCUCCAUCCUUUGGCAGUUUCAACACCAUCUUGGCGGAGAGCUCCCUCCGCAAGCUGGACCCCGACGCCUCGGACUGCACCCCUGAGAAGGACCUGACGCCCACCCAGUGUGUGCUGAGAGAUGUGCUGCCCAUCGACGGGGGUGGAGGCGGGGGCAGUGGGCACAGCCCCAGUCCCAGCGAGGAGGCACACGACCAGUUUGCCAACAGCGUGUUGCAGCUCCACGAGAACGAAGCUGGCGGGGGAGGCGGGGCUGGCGCAGGGGCCUGCCCGGGGAACCCCGAGGUGCGGCCUACCCGUUACCACGCCGACCAAGUACGGAUCCACUGCCACACAGGGAGCGGCUUCCUGGAAGGCCUGUUUGGUUGCCUCAAGCCUGUCUGGACCAUGAUUGGCAAGGCGUAUUCCACUGAACACAAACAGCAACAGGAAGACCCCUGGGAGGUGCCCUUCGAAGAGAUCAUGGACCUGCAGUGGGUGGGCAGUGGGGCCCAAGGCGCUGUCUUCCUGGGACGCUUCCAUGGGGAGGAGGUGGCCGUCAAGAAGGUGAGAGACCUCAAGGAGACAGACAUCAAGCACCUGCGGAAACUGAAGCACCCCAACAUCAUCACCUUCAAGGGUGUUUGCACCCAGGCCCCCUGCUACUGCAUCAUCAUGGAGUUCUGUGCCCAGGGACAGCUGUAUGAAGUGCUGCGUGCCGGGCGCAAGGUCACCCCCUCGCUGCUGGUCGACUGGUCCAUGGGCAUUGCCGGUGGCAUGAAUUAUCUGCACCUGCAUAAGAUCAUCCACCGCGACCUCAAGUCACCCAACAUGUUGAUCACUUACGAUGAUGUGGUGAAGAUCUCUGACUUUGGCACCUCCAAAGAGCUCAGCGACAAGAGCACCAAGAUGUCCUUCGCCGGAACGGUGGCCUGGAUGGCCCCAGAAGUCAUUCGGAAUGAGCCUGUCUCUGAGAAGGUUGACAUCUGGUCCUUUGGAGUCGUCCUCUGGGAGUUGCUGACGGGAGAGAUCCCUUACAAGGAUGUGGACUCCUCCGCCAUCAUCUGGGGGGUGGGCAGCAACAGCCUCCACCUUCCUGUUCCCACCAGCUGCCCUGACGGUUUCAAGAUCCUGCUAAGACAGUGCUGGAACAGCAAACCUCGGAACCGACCCUCCUUCCGCCAGAUACUGCUCCACCUUGACAUCGCGUCCGCCGAUGUGCUGUCUACACCGCAAGAGACCUACUUCAAAUCCCAGGCUGAAUGGAGGGAGGAAGUGAAGCUACAUUUUGAAAAGAUCAAGUCAGAGGGGACAUGUCUGCACCGCUUGGAGGAGGAGCUGAUCCACCGGCGACGAGAAGAGCUCAGGCAUGCUUUGGACAUCCGGGAGCAUUACGAGCGCAAGCUGGAGCGAGCCAACAACCUGUACAUGGAGCUCAACUCCCUCAUGCUACAGCUGGAGCUGAAGGAGAAGGAACUGCUCAGGCGGGAGCAAGCCCUGGAGAAGAAGUACCCUGGGCUCUUUAAGCACCACCCUUCACGCAGCCUCCUGCAUGGCAACACCAUGGAAAAGCUAAUCAAGAAGAGGAACGUGCCUCAGAAACUCUCUCCGCACAGCAAAAGGCCUGACAUUCUGAAGACGGAGGUGAUCAUGGACCCCACCCUGCCCCAGCUGGCCAUCCCCGUGUGCCAGAAAGGGCCCCCGUCCCCCGGGCGCAGUCGCCGGGCAAAGUCCCGCUACCGCAAGGUCAGCACCCGAGGCAGCUGUGGGGAGCUGGCCGACCCGGGAGGAGCCAAGCGCCUAGAGCCCUGCGCAGCCCUCAGGGGGCUCCAGCACGACCUCCUGCUACGCAAGAUGUCGUCUUCCAGCCCCGACCUCAUCUCCACCACCCUGGGAGCCGAAGGCCGCAAGGGGGCGGCCGGCCCCGAAUCCCCGCCAGCCGAGCAGCCCUGCAGCGAGACGCCCAGCGAAGACACGGCCUCCGUCCCCUGCUCCAGCAGCCCCGAGUCACCCUCUUCGCGACAAGGCGCCGUGGGCCCCGCAGGGAAGGCCAGGCUGCAGCCGGGAGAGGAAGCCGAGCGGGAGCAGGGCAGGGGCAGCCGGGCAGCGGCCGCCCCGCAAUCCCAGCACCUCACGCCAGCGGCCAUGUUGUAUCGGGCAGCCGUCACCCGGAGUCAGAAGCGCGGGGUCUCCUCGGAGGAGGAGGAAGGCGAGGUAGACAGCGAAGUCGAGCUCCCUCUUCGGCAAAGGUGGCCUCAGGCGAUGAGCAAGCGGCAGUCGCUCUCCACUUUCAGCUCCGAGAACUUCUCCGAUGGGGACGGCGAGGAGGGCACUGCCAGCGAGGGCACCACAGCAUCCCACAGCGGCGGCACACCAGAUGUGGCCAGCACCAACACAGACGAGCGCCUGGAUGCCGAGCGCUCGGACGACGACAUCCUGGGGCACUCGGACGGGCUGUCCGAAAAGGAGGCGGCCAUCCAGCUUGUCAAACGCCAGCUCAGUGCCGAACAGAACCCUGGAGAGGAUGCUGCUGCCUACGAGGAUUCGGACUGCGACAGUGCCGAACUGGACCAUUCAGGCAGCGGGGAGAUGCAGAGACUCCAGGACAUGCCCAGUUUGUGAUUGCACCCGUUUGGCUUUUCCUCCCCCAGGUUGUACAGACCCCUGGCCCUUCCCUGCACCACGACCACCUCCCCAGAUAUUUAUAUAAAUAAUCUAUAAAAGCUCUAUAUAAAUCUAUAUAUCUCAUAAUCUCUGGAAGGAGAGCCAGUGCGCCUCAUCCCUCCGUCCCGUCCCUGCCUUCUUCUGGACUGGUUGUGGGGUCGAGGGCCCCUUCUCUGCCACCGGGGCUUGCAGUUUUCACUUGGGGCAGCUGGAGACGUGGAACAAACGGACACGCAAACCCUGCAGCCGUCGGCUCUGCAACUAAGCAGGGGAGGCUUUCGAUACACACAGAAAGAAGUCGAUCCCUUCUGUUCUGCUGCCUCAAGAGUCCUGGACAUUGUGGGCCCCAGCAGAGGACCAACGAGCUCUAACCAGGCCCAGGGAGUCAGCGAUGGGUCCGUGGGGCAGAGAGAGAAGACCCGGGCUGGGGAAUGGUGCGUUCUUCUACCAAAUGAAGCGGCAAGGAGCUCUCGGCGCACUGGCAAGGCUCAAACAUCUUAGCUGGACCAGGCACAUUCCAGGUGCCAGACUGUUUCUGAUCUGGACUCAAUGCAUGUUUGGGCCGCAGUCAGCACGGAAACCUCCCCCUACCCAGAGCUUGGGAAUAAGUUGUUUUCCUUCCCCUUGCCCCCAAUAUAGCCCUCCCCAAAAGUAACAACCAAAGCCUGAGCGCAACAAGCCCUCUUCUCUUCCAACAGUCCUUCCUUCCUCCCUCCCUCCCUCCCAUACUGUAUAUAUGUGUACACACACACACGGAAACACACACACAGACACACACACACACACUCUUGAUGUGGCCCAUUCCAAUGGUGGAAUGGGGAGAAAAACCUGCUCCAUUUCUCCCCUGCUGGCACCAACAUGCACUGCACUUUUCAAGUAAUUUAUUUAUUUUUUAAUUUAUAACGAGAAAUGUUUACAUUUGCACUUAACACGUGUCUCUGUCAGAUGGGUCUGUGUAACGGGGGGGGAGCGGGGAGGGAAGCGAGAGAUAGAGAGAUCGUGCGCACGGACGGACAAGGCAGGAAUUGGGAUUUCUGAUCCCAACGCUCGAUUCUGGCGAAAGCCUUUUAACGCUUAAAAAGGGGGGAAGGGGAGUCUGUUGAGCGUACCCCGGCGAGGAAGAAUCCCCUUUCCUCUUGGUUUCUCAGGUGAAGGUCCUGGUUUGGAGAAAUAUGUCCCUCUCCUUUAAUGUUUGUCGUUUAUUUGUGUUUGGUUAAAAACACCAAGGGUGUGAGAGCUUAGAGCAGGGGUGGACGCGAAAGGGUUUUUUUAAAAAGAGGGGGGGAACCCGCUCCUGGUGCAAAAAGAUAAACUAAGGCAGGGUUUCUCAGCCACAGAUUUUGGGACCAGCACAUUUUCCCGCACCCUCUGCCAUUUUGUCAAAGCAGCCUGGGCGGCGGAGGUGGGGGACAACUAAGCUGAGACUACUGGGAAAGAGACGAGUUCCUGAAACGAAACAGAGCUGGCUAAAAAAUGUCUUCCUCUGCUCACUAGCACGAUGAGCUGUGGCUUUUGUGACACACCCUGCCCAGCUUAUUUGCAUAUGGGGGGGGUCCCCCUCCAGUGUGCAUUUUGCCUCCUGCCAGAUCCUUGCUCACAGUCCUUACCAGAACAGCAGCGAAACAGAUAACAGUGCACCUGAAUGCUUGCAAAAUACACCUGGCUUGAUUUGUGAUAUGUUAACAGGGGGUGUCCCUGCCUGGCCAUCUGAUUUCCUUCAGGGGGGAGGCUGGCUGGCUGUGGUUCGCUUGCUCCCAUCGUCGAAAGCCCUCCCCAGACGCGAGCUGCAGAAUGCAAACCAAGUCCGGCAUUUUAACCGCAAUGCAUGCUCCAGUUGAAAAGACCUGCCCGUUUUGACAGCAGCACUGCCCUGGUGCUAAUUCCCUUUCUGCCCACAAGGGGGCAGGGGUUGCCUGCCCCCCCUUGCUUGGUUUUAUUGCCACAGCUGCUUUUUUUCCUAUUUAAGGGGGAAUGCAGCAGCUUUUGGUGGGGAGAAUUCAGUGCAACCAGGAGUAGGCUUUGCAUGAUGCUGCACAAGCCUAACACAGCAGCCUGUGGCAAAACACAACCUGAGCACGCUAGAGGUGAGGUGCUGCCACUGAUGGUGCUAAAUCAGAUGGACUAGGGACGUGAGAUGUCGUAAGGCAGCAUACAGCCUCCAGAAGCCCCUGCCUUAUACCUGCUGCUCCACCUUCUGUGGUGCUAAGAGUGGCAUGCUGGGAAAUUUCUUUCCAUUGCCCACUAAUCCAAGGCCCCCAUGCGCCACUGCUACACCAGCUUUGCUUUAGGGAUCUGAUCUGCUACAGUGCAAACAAAGGCAGCCCACUCUUCAGCUAGGCUCACGUGGACAGUCUCCUUCAGCUCUAAUUCAGCAGGUUAAUUCUGUGUCCAGGGCAGCUGUCUACCAGCUCCACCUGGUACGCAGGCUAAGACCCUUCCUGCCCGCAGACUGUCUUGCCAGAGUG
Podarcis muralis (Common wall lizard) is the source of this 5816-nucleotide messenger RNA. RefSeq names its product mitogen-activated protein kinase kinase kinase 12 (gene MAP3K12). NCBI's taxonomy places the organism in Eukaryota, Metazoa, Chordata, Lepidosauria, Squamata, Lacertidae. The record is from RefSeq and is a predicted model, not a curated record. Gene Ontology annotation, cellular component: cytoplasm. Gene Ontology annotation, biological process: JNK cascade; protein autophosphorylation. Gene Ontology annotation, molecular function: ATP binding; MAP kinase kinase kinase activity.